Messenger RNA from Aspergillus sclerotioniger CBS 115572, 1308 nucleotides. RefSeq lists its product as uncharacterized. Lineage: Eukaryota; Fungi; Ascomycota; Eurotiomycetes; Eurotiales; Aspergillaceae. Bases 42 to 998 code for a protein of 318 amino acids. The transcript has a single exon. The record is from RefSeq and is a predicted model, not a curated record.
CGAACAACACCAUCAAGUAAUCCUAUACCAACCCAUUCAAAAUGACCGACCUCAGCUGGCCGCCCCUAAUGGGCAACACCCUGAUCUUCAACCUCACCGCCGGAGGCCAAGGAGGCACGCUUUUCAACGAAAAGAACGUGGAAUACCCAGUCAAGAAGAUCCAGGUGUGGGGGACUGUCGGCACAAUCCACGGUAUUCGCAUCACCUGGCGAAGCGAUGCACCAAAGCAGAAAACAAUUGGCAAUGUUCAGGCAGAAGGGGCAGAAAUGGUUUCGCUUGAAUUAGCCGACAAGGAACGGUUUACGUCUUUCGUGAUUCGGACUAGUAAAUGGGUGCGCAGGAUUACAGCUGAGACUGAUAAGGGGCAGAUGUUGGAGAUUGGGUCUAAGAAAGAGGAGGAGGGUGAAGAGGGUGGAGAAGGAGAGAGUGGAGGAGAACAGGAAGAAGAGGAAGAAGAUGAAUUCGAAAUGGCAGUUGGAAGUGGAUUCCUGGCUGGGUUCAAAGGAUCCGCUGACAGCAAUCAAAUUUUGAAGCUACAGGCCCUCUUCAUCGAGCCCUAUGUGGUGAAGAGAACUGAUUACGAGCCGAAAGGAAGGGAGGAAGGGUCUUACUUCAGCGCCGUCCGCACCGAUGCCCGAGUGACUCGCAUCGAUUUCUGGGCUGGCACAUGGGGCAAGCAUUUUGUCGUGAAAAGAAUGGGUCUCACCUGGGAGAACGGAGAGUCAACGACAUUUGGAAACACAGACGAUAAUCAGCAACAUAGAUCUAUCACGUUUGAUGUCAAGAAUGACGAAAGGGUGGCCAAACUAGCCUUCCGACAAGGCUGGAGAUUGGAUCAAGUUUGGCUAAAGACUACCAAAGGCAAUGAGGUCCUUGCGGGUGGUUUUGAAGGAGGGAUACCACCGUUGCUGUCUGUUGGGAAUGGCGUCUUGCUGGGAUUCGAGGGGACAGUGGCUCCUGAUCUGGUCAAGAUAGCGCCGGUUUAUGCCCUUGAUUGAUCUACACGACGUUCAUAACUUCAUGUAUGUCAAGAGUAGAUUUGCAUUGUCAGUUCGGCUGUAACAAAUUGGCAAAAGAACUACCACCACUGUGUCAAUCUCGUAUGUUCAUGGGACUACCUCUUCGAGGUAGGAAUAGCCCCAAAGAGGAACGUUGUCCCCAAGGGACCUGGGCUCGGCGUGUAGUAGUCGGUCAUCUGGCACCGCUCACGCUCAACAGGAAGAUAGGUCACGCCUUGACAUUUCUUAUCGCGAGAGCAUGCAGCCAAACAAGCCCGCCAGAAGAGCUCUUCCUUGCGGUACACACUCC